AGGGGAGUCGCUUCCCCUCACAGGGAUUGAGAGCAGAGGCCUCUCAGGAGGAGGAGCCAGUCACGGCUGGAGGCAGGCGGCGGCCAAACUCUCUCGCUGUCCGUGUCCGAGGAGCGAGGCGGCAGUGCGAGGAAAGUCAUUGAAACCGAGUCUUUGUUCCAAAAAGUUUGUUUCUGCAUCUUCAGACCUCUGGCUGGUAGCUGAAGAGCUGUCAGACUCCACAACAUUUAAAGCACACAGUAAUUUCAUAACCCUCUUCUAGGUAUAGCUGCAAUUUAGUAAGGCAACGAGAAAUCUGAAAACAUGGCUGGAAAACCCAAACUGCACUACACUAAAGGAAGAGGGAAAAUGGAAUCUAUCCGAUGGCUGCUAGCAGCUGCUGGGGUUGAGUUUGAAGAACAGUUUGUGGAAACAAAAGAAGACUUGGAAAAGUUACGUAAGGACGGACAUCUCCUGUUUCAACAAGUGCCCAUGGUGGAAAUCGAUGGGAUGAAGAUGGUGCAGACCAGAGCCAUUCUCAGCUACAUAGCAGGGAAAUACAACCUCUAUGGGAAGGACCUCAAGGACAGAGCACUGAUUGAUAUGUAUGUGGAAGGAACAACAGAUCUAAUGGGAAUGAUCAUGUAUCUUGCCUUCCAACCACCUGACGCAAAGGAGAAGAAUUUAGCCUUAAUCAUCGAGAGAGCUACCACCAGAUACUUCCCAGUCUAUGAAAAGGUUUUAAAAGAUCAUGGUCAGGAGUUUCUUGUGGGUAACCAUGUUAGCUGGGCGGAUGUCCAUCUGCUUGAAGCCAUUUUAAUGGCAGAAGAGUGCAAGCCUGAUAUACUCUCCCCAUUCCCUCAGUUAAAGGCUUUUAAAGGAAGAAUAAGCAACAUCCCCACAAUUAAGAAAUUCUUGCAGCCUGGUAGCCAAAGGAAACCACCAGCAGACGACAAGUUCAUUGCAGAGGUGAAGAAAAUAUUCAACAUCUAAUCACUAUAUCGGCACUAAAAAUCACUGCAACUACAAUAUAUUAGCUCAGCUAUCGUUAAUAUAGCUGUAAAUGUUGCAUUUACAUUUAAGAGUUGGAUUAGAUUAUAAUGGGCUCUUCUGUCUUUAAUCCAUAAAACUGAAUUUUGAAAGUUUAUAGAAAGACAUGUUAAUUGCUAGCAUGCAGAAACACAACGCUUCACAAUUGUCACUAUAGUGGUUAUAACUAGAUUAUAGUUAUAUGUAUUGUAGACAAAAGUAAUUGGAAGAUAAGUUUAUUGAAAUAAAACACGCAUUACUUUC
Molecule: messenger RNA, 1272 nt
Organism: Pelodiscus sinensis (Chinese soft-shelled turtle)
Lineage: Eukaryota; Metazoa; Chordata; Testudines; Trionychidae
Product: glutathione S-transferase-like
Biological process (GO): xenobiotic metabolic process; glutathione metabolic process
Molecular function (GO): glutathione transferase activity
Source: RefSeq, a predicted model, not a curated record